Molecule: messenger RNA, 1694 nt
Organism: Nasonia vitripennis (jewel wasp)
Lineage: Eukaryota; Metazoa; Arthropoda; Insecta; Hymenoptera; Pteromalidae
Exons: 5
Coding region: 353-1132 (259 amino acids)
Molecular function (GO): N-acetyltransferase activity
Source: RefSeq, a predicted model, not a curated record
AUAUUAUACGCUCGCGCAGGAACUUAUCCACGCGGAGUUAUUAGCUCGUAGGUGGGGGACCGGCUCGCCGCGAAUCGCGAUUCGGCUGCGGACACUUGAGCGAGUGCGCGUGUCAAUAGCGAGCCGAGAGUGAACUGCUUCUGCAAGCUAUAUUAGCGCUUAGUCGGGAACGCCGAGAUUUACGUUCGGUAUGAAUUGAUCGACUGCGUGUGCGCAUAUUCUUUGUGUUGAUUGCGGUUUCAGGCCAGACGAAUAAAGGUUGUUCGACCAGACAUACUCGCACCAUCAGGGCGGAUCGCGACUAACUAUCCCUGACUUUUUACGAGGGAGGAAAAAAAAGGUGAGUGAGAGGAUGAGCGAUAAAAGCAACGAGAGCCGUAUCGCGGCCGAUUGGAAACGACCUGCUGGACCACUCAACGUUUGGCGGCAAGUCGUGGGCCGAGAGCUACUGGCCGGGGGCUCGACCAGACGCAUUCGAUUUUCCAUUCAAGAUGUUCCCGAGGACAGAUACGACGAAGCCGUCGAGCACAUGCUGGAGUUCUUUCUCGCUGACGAGGCUACGUGCGCAUGCUUGAAGUUGAAGCAAUGUCAAGAUGCAGUGGAAGAUUUUAGAAAACUUUGGAAGUACUUGUUCGAGAUAGGCUUGAGCGUUGCUGCGUUCAAAUUGGACUCAGACGACUCGUUGUUGGAACUCGCGGGAGUUAAUGUGCUGUUCGCCGUGACAGAGGAAAUUAACAAAGCUCUGGAGGACUUUACGAUCAACUUCAAAUGCGAGAAAGCAAGGAAAAUUUUCGAAUUCAUACAUGACGAAUCGGAAAAGGUAGAUGUUUGCGGAAUGUACGGAGUAGACACAUACAUUUCUGCAUUAGGGCUGAGUGUAUCUCCAGCUUUUCGUGGCCAAAAACUUGGAGUUACUUUACUUGAAGCCAGGAACGAUAUCGGCAGAAAGUAUGGAUUCACUGCUACUGCAACCAUUUUCACCGGAGCUGCGUCUCAAAAACAAGCAGAACGUGCAGGAUUCGAAACGAAAUAUAGCCGUGAUUUUAGUGGAGUUUUUGAUAAUGAUGGACAGCCUCUUUUCCCAUGUAUUGAAUCAAAAGACAUAAAAUUCAUGACGAAAGAACUGCGGUGAAAAAAUGAUCAAGUUUCAUAAAAAUUAAUAGUAUUUGUUUAGAUUUUUUAGUUGAGGCUAAUUUCAUAGUCAGUGUUGACUGCAAGAGACCAAUUUUCUAAAUUUUGUUUUUUGAGAGUACUUUUUUCUAAAAUUUUGAAAUCAAUUCAAAGGUCUUCCUCUCUCUCUCUCUCUCUCUCUCUCUCUCUCUCUCUCUCUCUCUCUCUUUCUCUCUCUCUCUCUCUUUCUCUCUGUGAUUGCCGAUAACAUGCAGUUAGGGCAAUUAGACAAUGCAAAGGUUAGCUUAUCAAUACGAAAGGCUGUUUUGUAUUUAUAGAUGUUUUCAUUGUAAUGCAUUUUUAUAUGGGUUGGUGAUGUGCAGUUUCAUAUAAUUAGUUGGCUAGUUUUUUAGCAGUGAGUUUAAGCAAAUAAGAAAGUGAAAACUCCAAAACAUGUAAUAUGUUGUAGAAUGCCAUUAUUUUGGAUAGUUAAGUGAAACCAAGUAUUUUAAAAUAUGUAAUUACAGCACUUUAAAUGUUAGCACAAAUAAUUCAAUAAAAUAGUUGAUGCUACUUGUGAGAAA